Messenger RNA from Cydia pomonella (codling moth), 2712 nucleotides. RefSeq lists its product as uncharacterized. NCBI's taxonomy places the organism in Eukaryota, Metazoa, Arthropoda, Insecta, Lepidoptera, Tortricidae. The record is from RefSeq and is a predicted model, not a curated record. The coding region runs from base 390 to 2573 and encodes 727 amino acids. The transcript is spliced from 2 exons. Gene Ontology annotation, molecular function: RNA-DNA hybrid ribonuclease activity; nucleic acid binding.
AACGUAUAAUUUCUUUUAUUUUUUAUUUAGUGGGUUUUCCAAAACAAUAGUACAGUUUUAGGGGCUUUUAAGUUGAGCUCUAGGGGUAAAAAAAAUUUGGACUUGGCAACCCUGCUUAUGACUCCAGAACCCUGGCAACACUGCUAGUUUUAAGUCGUGUCAAGGACUCGUCUCCAGGACACGAUGGUAUCCCCUACUCAUUUAUUAGGAACGCUCCUGAAAAAAUUACUUCAUAUUUCCUGGACCUUAUUAAUUCUAUCUUCACUAACGGCAUUAUCCCUCAGUCCUGGAAGUCUCAAUUAAUAAUACCCAUCCUAAAACCUAAUAAAGAUCCUCUUGACCCUUGCUCGUACCGUCCUAUCGCCCUAUCGUCAGUCCUUCUAAAAAUCAUGGAACAUCUAAUUAAAAACAGACUGGAGUGGUUUGUUGAAUCACAUAACCUUCUUUCCUCAUCACAAUUUGGCUUCAGGAAAGGUAGAAGUACAAUGGAUAGUCUUGGGAUAUUCACAACUGACAUUCGUGUAGCAUUUAGCGAACACGAAUCAGUUGUUGCUGCCUUCCUGGACGUCAAAGCCGCUUACGAUAACGUACAGUUGCCCAUCCUUCGGAAAAAGCUCAUUCAAUGUAACGUUCCCCCUAGGCUGAGAGAUCUCAUAAUUAGGGUCCUUUCAGAUCGGCUCAUAUCCUUCAGAGGUAACGAUCACUCUAUCGCCCCGUCUAGAUCCAUAUGGAAAGGUUUGCCUCAAGGGUCAGUUCUCAGCCCAUUGUUAUUUAAUAUUUAUACAGCCGACCUUCAGUCAGCCUGUAAUCGGGUUAACGUCCUUCAAUAUGCAGAUGACAUUUUACUGUACUCCUGUAAUAAGUCGAUUCCUUCCGCCGCCGAUCUUCUUUCUCGCACCUUAGAAUCCCUCAACAACUGGCUUGAACUACAUGGUUUCGAACUUUCUCCUUCAAAAAGUAACAUAGUUGUUUUCUCCAGGAAAUUGUCUAUCCCUGCUAUAAAUGUAACCCUUAAAAACCAGAUUAUCCCUGUCAAACCUCAUAUCAAAUUUCUUGGCUUGACACUUGACUCCAGACUCACGGGGCAAGCACAUUGUGAAUAUAUAGUGACAAAGUGUGAACGUAACAUCAACAUUCUGAGGUGUCUUGCUGGUGUUUGGUGGGGGGCUCACCCUUUUUCGCUGAAACUUCUAUAUAACGCCAUAAUCAGAAGUCUUCUUGACUACGGUUCAUUCUUACUGGAACCUGCUAACGUGUCUGCAUUGCAAAGUCUCAACCGCAUUCAAUCUAAAGCUCUUCGUAUAGUCACAGGAACGAUGAGAUCUAGUCCCAUCAAUGCCCUACAAGUGGAAUGUGUCGAUCCCCCUCUCGACCUUCGUCGCCAGUUCCUUUCUGAUCGCUAUCUUUUCCGCACUUUUCAAUUUUCGUUGCACCCUAUUUCCCCGAAAAUAACACUCCUUAAUGAUUCCUACAAUCGCUCUCGUUUUUGGGCUAAUCAAUCUCCUCCAUGUUUAGUUAUCAGCUUUAGAAGGUUUAAGUCCAUAAAAGACCCAAUGUUUCACUCCCCCAACCUUCCCAUGUUCGAUCACUCAUACCCCGUGACCAUUUUACAACCCCGUGUUCUCCUAAACUUUGGCUCUGCAAAAGGCGAUAUAUGCGCAAAAAAUCAUCUUCAGUUUGCCCUUGGAGAAAACUGGAAAGGCUGGCACACUUUGUUUUCUGAUGCUUCUAAAUUUUCGCCCGUCGGCUGUGUAGGAGUUGGUACCUACCACUCGCAAUAUGGAAUAGUACAGAAGGCGAAGUGUCCUCCUGAAAGCUCGGUUUUCGCUGGAGAAUGCAUGGGUAUUCUAAAAUGCCUGGAAUACUGUCGAGUGGCCCGCCUUAAGCGGUCGCUAAUUUUUUCGGACUCCAAAAGUGUUCUACAAUCUUUUCUUUCGGAUCCAUUUUCAUCAAAACUACAUAACCCAUUAAUAUUCUUAAUCAAAGAGGAGAUUGCGAUAUCCUACCGUCGGGAUUGUGAAAUCGUGCUCGCCUGGAUUCCUAGUCAUUCUGGUAUUCCGGGAAAUGAAAUUGCGGACCAUACAGCUAAACAGGCUGUAGCAUGUGGGGACAAAAUCCCUUUCAAAAAUUGUGCUUUCGACCUGCUCUCUCUUCCUAAAAAAUAUCUUUAUAAUUCCUGGAACGCCCGUUGGCAUGUAUCGAGUAGGACUAAGGCUAAAAAUUACGGGUUGUUGCAGCCGGACAUAGGGCAAAAACCCUGGUUUUAUAAGCUUUUCUUGAGCAAAAGGGCGACUUCAACUAUUAUCCGAAUGAGAUUAAAUCACUGCCUCUCCCUAGUUCACUUAUCUAAGAUGCAUUAUCGGGACACAUCCUUAUGUGAGUGUGGCCUGAACGUUGUAACCCUGAAUCAUAUUUUCCUGAAUUGCCCCCGUCUUAAUCAUUCUCAUUUGUACUCUGGUCUCAUUUUUCAAAAAAUUCCUCUUCCGACGCAUAUGCCCUCUCUUUUAACUCCUAAUCCCUCUGUAUUUCGAAUUCUUUCAAAUUUUAUCAAAAUUAACAAUUUAAAAUUAUAACUAUUCCCGGCUCCUUAAUCUGACCAACACUUUCGUGCUAAAUUCGUAAUCCCGUUUUAUGGGGAACUAUAUUGACGUGAUGCUGGCAAAUGCCUUCGUGGCGAUAGCCAUAAAUUUAAAAAAAAAAAAAAAAAAAAAA